UGCUAACUUGCCUAUUGGCCUAUUCAUACUACUACGUACAAGAUAUAUCACUCUGUUGCUAUAUCAGUUUGGGUUUGGAUAUUUGGCUGAUCAUAGGCCUACCUGAGUAUCAUAUCACCAUGACCACGUACCCCUUGAUAAAGGCUGUAGAGGAAAGUGAUUGGAAUAAUGCGUGUACUACUAAUGUUAAACUACAACAUUACAUAUCCAUUUUGCGACCUAUUGUAGGCGACGCCUUUGAAGAACAAAAGUCAGUGCUACAUGCUGCAGCAUCUAUCGGUGAUAAUAUCAACUCGACGUUUGGCAAGGGAGAAACCCUGCUUCACUGGGCAGCAUCACGAACGUUUGACAGCUUUAACAGCUCAAUAACCGGAUUAUGUAUUCUAUUGCAUCUCGGGGCUGAUCCAAACGCCCGUGACAGACUGGGACGGACUCCUCUACACUGGGUUACUACUUACUGGAACACGUCUUUAGGGAAAGAAUCAAGUAUACCUAAAGAUCUGCUGUUAUUUGGCGCUUCCCCCGAUAUCCCAGACAUGUAUGGGGUGACUCCAUUGUAUCUUGCACGUUGGGCCAAUGCCGAGGAACUGGUGCAAAUGUUGGAACCAGUGACUGAUCUAUCUUUGAACAACUGGCCGAAUUUUGUCCAUAAGAGAAUAUCUUUUGAACGCGAUAUUAGAAGAUCAAAGAUAGCGAACUGGAUGCAAGAUCAAGCAGGAGACAGGACAAAGAACAGAGAACGCAUCUGUCAGUUCAUGUGUACACCUGGCAUGGGGAUCAUCGAACACAACCAAGAAGCACAACAACAAAAUCAUCAAAUAUUCUCUCUUCUCAAUAGAAUUUCAGAUGAGAUCUGCAGAGAAAAUCCUGUGUUUGAGUUCCGUCCUUACCUUGCUGGCAGCACUGCAGAGGACACCAAACGAGGCUUUCCCGACGAGAAAGACAUCAUCAUUCACCUAGAGAAAUUCACUGAAAGAAUUACACCUGAGCCGGACACUGACGAUCCACAUAAAUUGGUGAAGCUUCGAUUAGCCGAAGACGCCCCAGCAAUUCCUGAAAAAUAUAUCCGUCAUGGAUUUUUGAACCGAACAGCAAUCCUUAGAGAUUUUAUAGCUCUAUUUCAAAGAGCAAUGUUGUUAGUUGAACUGUGGAAUAGUGACGAACUGACGAAUAUUUUCCCAGGAGAAUCUGCGUCGUGUCGUGGCGCGUUUGAUGUCAUUCAUAUGGCAGCAGAUGAGGGAGAUAUAUGCACGUUUGAUGUUGUAUGGUGUGGGGAGCACUACAAGCAAAUCACAGUAUCUAUGGACAUUGUACCAGCCAUAAUGCUGACUGCUGGGACACUAAAGCAACCGAUGAAGGGUACUUUGCCAGAUAUAUACAAUAAUUACACACUGUGUGCAAUUCUGAAAUCUAAGGCAGAUACUUUUGUUUAUGUGGAUGAGAGUGAAGAAACUGAUAGGCCUAUCGCAAAGAGCAGUGGUGAUAUUAUGCCCGUAGAGAAGCAUAGCACUUUUUAUAUGGAAUCGCGUGUGGACGAUAUUGUUUUUAGCGACUCUGAAAACGACUCCGAUAUUGAUUAUCACAUUCCAGAUGAAGAAGGCAUAGAUAUUACAAAAGAAGAGCUCAAAGAAAUCGAGGAAGAAGUAAGAGAAGAAGGCAGAUUGUACGUUAGAAAAGCAGUUGAUAUUGGAGAAAAUUCUUUUUACAUAUCGUUCUGUGCGCUAGAAGUUACAGCAAUGAAAUCGCUGCCUGACAAUUUACGCGUAGCCAUGGUUCUCUCUAAAGCGUUGGUCGACUUUAUUCCAGAAAUUAGAACAGCUGCAAACAAAGGUGCGCACCCUGAACGGGACUUUUAUGAAGGUCGUAAAGAUAUAUCUAGUUACAUGAUCAAAAUGGCGCUGCUUCAUUCUCACAAAAAAUAUCUGUUUAGAGACCAACAGCCUGACUCAACUCAGACUGAAAAUAUUCCCGGUGUAGAAACGUAUUUACAGCGAUCUGUGUAUCGGAAUUGUUCGUAUUGCCAAUCAAUGCAAUGCCACACACAGGAGGCAACGGACGUCACAAAUGUAGAUACAUCAUCCCGGAAAGAACGUCCAAGAAUUGGCGUUCCUGAUGUGUCGCAGUUAUGUAUUUCACAAAUGUGUACCAGUACAUUGACUUCUGACAUUCGGUGCACGUGCUGUGACAAUCGUUGCACACUGGCAGAUUUCUCAUCCAGAGUUGAGGAUAUUUCAUUGUGGGUAGAAAGAAUAUUCAUAGAGUUAGAGGAAGCAGCAGAAAAACGACACCUGCCUGUUUUCUUUGACCCACAGAAUAAUGCCCUGGACAAGCUGAUAACGUUAUCAGAGCAGAAGGGCUUUCCUUACCCAGGUCUGAGUUACCUGAGAGUACACUGCAAGAUGGUCAGGGCCUUAGUCCAAAUUUAACUAAAGAUAUGUGAAAAAAGAGAGUUUAAUUGAAAGAAUCGUAAUUUAUUCUAAUGUCAAACAUUUGGUGGACAAAGUAACAAUAAUUCGGUAGACCACGUUUGCGGAGGUCGAUGAUAAAGUAAUAAGAGUUCCAAUUACAUUCAUCUAUGUACACUAUUUCUGAAAGUCUUUACCUAAAAUUAGCAUAACCUUUAGUGGUAUUGACCCCUUAUCUUGUUUCAACUUUUUUCAAAAUUCUUCAAUUCUCAUUUCAGCCUUUGAAAAUUACCGCACCGUAAGUCCCUGUAAUAUUUACUGCAUAUUUAAAUAUUCAAAUAGUUUCAUCUGGUAUAUAGUUUCAUAUAGCUCUUGUCGUUACUUUCUACACAUGGUUUAUAGAAUGGCCCCGAAACUGCUAAAUACCGGAUGGUGUCCGGUGGGGGAUACUUAACUAAUUGUAGUUAAGAGUAAUAUACUGUAUUUAAGUGUAGUUAAGCCUAGCUUAAGGUAGUUAGGGACGUCCUGGGUACGACAUUAAACUCCAUCCGGUCGAAGCGUCGGCGACUAAACUGAGCU
Molecule: messenger RNA, 2984 nt
Organism: Anneissia japonica
Lineage: Eukaryota; Metazoa; Echinodermata; Crinoidea; Comatulida; Comatulidae
Exons: 2
Coding region: 120-2426 (768 amino acids)
Molecular function (GO): protein binding
Source: RefSeq, a predicted model, not a curated record